This is a messenger RNA of Dicentrarchus labrax (European seabass), 6898 nucleotides long. It is a transcript of the gene magixb, whose product is annotated as membrane-associated guanylate kinase, WW and PDZ domain-containing protein 2. The transcript is spliced from 17 exons. The record is from RefSeq and is a predicted model, not a curated record. Gene Ontology annotation, biological process: signal transduction. Gene Ontology annotation, molecular function: protein binding. Lineage: Eukaryota; Metazoa; Chordata; Actinopteri; Moronidae. Gene Ontology annotation, cellular component: cytoplasm. Bases 412 to 4776 code for a protein of 1454 amino acids.
GUACUUUUAACUCUUUUAUUCCCUCCCCUCCGUGCUCCUUAACUUCCCAAGAUAACCUUCUCGUUUUGCCUUUUAACCAUCGUUUCUUUCCUGCAAAAGUGCCUUUUGGAAGUCAACCCGACCACACUUUUUUUUUUUUUUUACCGGACAGCAGAACCUUUGUUUCAUCUAAUCUUCGGCACUUGACGCUCCGCGCCCUGAUUGCACCGCGCCUGCAGUUCAAUGACACCUCUACCCGGUCAAAUAGACCCUAGCGACGUUUGCCUUUUCUUUUUGUUGUUGUUGUUGUUGAUUGCUGUUACAGACAUCAACCGACACAUGUAUGCGUAAUUAAUGAACCCCCACGAUCCGCCAAACGAGGACUAGAAGGAGAGGAUCUGACGAGGAGAAAAGCGAUGAAGCUCGUUUGCCAUGUCUAAGACAGCGGUGAAGAAGCAGCACUGGCGUUCCAAGGUGCAGGACAGUUUCGUCCCCUUGCUAGGCUCGUCGGGGGAGCUGGGGAUCGCCAUCGGUGGAGGAGCAGACUAUGGAGAGUUUCCCUUCGUCACCUCUGCUCCAGGGGGCGGACUCACAGUGGGCGAUAUCAUCCUAGAGAUUGGGGGAACACCAGUAUUAGGGAUGACAUUAGGAGAUGUCCGUGGUGUCCUCAACUCCUGCCCCCAUCCUAUCCGCAUCAAAACUGUGUCACCAGGCUCCACAUUGUGCAAGGAUCUCAGGUUGUAUCUGAGUAAGUGCUUCACACCCGGCUCAGUGGACAGCCAACUUCAGCAGGUCAUUCGAGAGAAUCUCUACCUCCGUGCUGUACCUUGUACAACCAGACAGGCCAGAGAUGGGGAAAUCUCAGGGGUAGACUACAACUUUGUGUCCAUCGAGGAGUUCUUCUCCUUGGAGGAGUCGGGAGCGCUGCUUGAGAGUGGAAAGUUCAAAGGGAAUUACUACGGCACACCUCGACCCGUUCACAUCAGCGCAGAGAGCCCCCCCAUCACCUACCAGGAACACCGCAACCUGCUCAGAAACUUCCGCACACGCAGCAAAUCGCUCAGCAACCUCGAGAAGACUGCAGAGGACGGCGAGAACAGCGAGGACGACUCAGGUCUAUCAGGAGGCUCUGCAGGUGUCAGCAGCAGCGCCCCUCCUUUCCAUCGGUCCCCCGUUCGGCCCCGGGCAUCCAGCAGCGGGGAUGGUCGUGCCAUAGAGAACGGGAUCAUCGGCAGCAGAAGUGGUGUCAGGGUGAGAGGAGUGAUGCCGGAUCACUGGGAGCUGGCCUUCAGUGACCCAGGAGAGUCUCACUACAUAGAUCGCAACCCGAGGAGGACCAGCUGGCAGAGUCCUCGAGCCUCAAGCAGGGAGACUGUCUAUAAAAAUGAAUGGUUCACAGACCAGCCUGGGGAGCUCAGGGGUUUCCCUGUGCACACACACUUGACCAAGGGCUCCAGAGGGUUUGGUUUCAAUAUUGUAGGGGGCAGCAGGCCAAGGGAGUUCCUUCAGGUCUACAGUGUGACUGCAAGUGGACCCUCAGCGCUCAAGACAGCGGACAUCCUGGUGUACAUCAAUGACGUUUGUGUGUUAGGAGUGUCUCACAAAGAGGUGGUAGAGAUGCUCAAGUCGGUGCCUGUGGGCCACAGUGUGGAUGUAGAGGUUAGAAGAGGGUAUCCCAUGCUCUACAAUCAUGACGGUUGUCCCAAGCAGCCCCCGCCAAGGCUACUGGACAGCGGAGACCCCAUCCUACCACCCACCACCACCCAGCCUCAGCCUCUUCACCAACUACCUCGCCUCCCAACACCCACUCCCCAAGCCCAGCACUUUAAUUUUAACGGGGUCCACAGUGACGGGAGCUACAUGGAACCAGGGAUGACUCUAGACUCUAAUGGAAAUGCCACGUCCUUCGCCACCAGACAGCCGCCCUCAUACAGACGCUCCAGUAUGAGCAACCCUGCCCCCUCCUCCUCACCCAUGCGUCCUCCUCGUUCCCUGAGAAGUUUAGCCAGGCUGCAGUCAUUCGACCCAACGCUUGCCAGCCAGAGUGACAGUGAAGUUGUUUCUGCCAUUGGUUCACACAGGGCAUCAAUGAUCCGUAAUCACAACAACAACUCCCUCUCGACACCCCCUCAUCCUUUUCGUUAUGGCACGUCCAAGUCAUCUGAGAGUGAUCUGUCCACCUGCACCCUGUCGGGGUCCCGGCUGCCCCUGCCUCAGUCACCGAGGAGGCCGAUGUCAUCCCCCGGUGGCCCCCAUAGCGUGCACUCCCACCUCUUCAGACCGCAGACCUCACUCAGACCACCCCCAACCCCUGACAGCCCUCACCACCGAGGCUUCAAUGGUUUCCAUGGCAACUCCAGCCCCACUGCGAGCCCCAGCAGUGUGUCCUCUCCUGGGGCGAUGAGUAUGGGCAGUUUCAGCGGAGGGGAGCUGGUGCCGGUGGCCUUGGCCCAGACUGAAGGAGACCGAGGACUUGGCUUCAGCGUGACGGCUGGCGGACCAGGAGGCAGGAUAACUAUAGUGAAAAGAGUCUGGGACAGGAAGCAGUGCAACUCCCUGCAGCCAGGGGAUGCUAUUGUCAAAAUCAACGGAGCGGAUGUCCAGAGUCUUAGCUUUGCACAGGUACAAACAGUUCUCCUGGAACACACCAAACAGGCAGAAGUCAUCUUGUUGGUUUACAGAGGAGGCAUCUAUCAUUCAACUGUCUCCCCUGGCUCUAAUCGGAGACUCCCUCCACCUCUACUCCGCCCCCCUCCUCCACCUUCAGACAACUCCUCUGUGCUCCCGGAAGUGCUGCCUAUGCCCCGUACUUCCAUUAGCACCCCUCCAUCCCCAGCGUUGAUGCGUUCCUCGCUGAUCCAGAGCACGAGUUUCUUGGAGUCGAUUCCAGUGACCCUGACCAUGGAACCCAAAGACUGGAUCAACACGGGCCUAGAGGACGAGGCAGGUGGAGUCACAGUGCCUGAUUCAGGUCUGGAGAGGCAGGGUGGCGAACGAACUCGGCCUCUCCGUGGGUUUGAUGUGGAGCUGAGGAGAAAGCCAGGAGAGGGAUUUGGGUUCGUCAUUGCCUCUCAGGAUGUGGAGAAUGGCAAAGCUGCUUCACUUCUCCCUCACCGGUUUGUGACAGUCCGUCGAGGCAGCCCAGCGUCCAAGAGUGGUCAGAUCCGGCCUGGAGAUCGAUUAGAGGCAGUGGAGGGACGCUCAGUGGUGACUCUGCCUCAUCGGGAGCUUGCUCAGAUCCUCCGUCGAGCGGGAAAUACUCUACGUCUCACCAUUGUCCCCCGUCCCAGCACCUAUACUUCAAGCCUUUCAGCAGAAACCACUGAGCAUGAACCCGGUCACAGAAGCAAAAAGGGUCAGAGGUCACGUCCAAAGCGUGAUUCAAGGUAUUACAGUGUAGACCUGGAUCGUGGCCCCUCAGGCUUCGGCUUCAGCCUCCGAGGGGGCAGUGAGUAUAACAUGGGCCUCUACGUCCUGGGACUGAUGGAGGGGGGGCCGGCAUCACGCAGUCAGAAAAUGCAGGUCAGUGAUCAGCUUGUAGAGAUCAAUGGAGACAGUACAGCAGGGAUGACCCACAGCCAGGCGGUCGAGCAGAUCCGCAGAGGAGGCCACCGCAUACACCUGGUGCUCAAGAGAGGAAACGGCUACGUGCCUGACUAUGGCCGUGAGCACAGAAUCACCUCCCCCUCCCUCCUGCGUCACCCCAAGGAGCAGGGUUUGGCUGCAGUAGACUCCACCGGGCGGAAGGGGCACAGCUCCAAGCAGAAGAGGAGAAGCAGGUCUUCAAAUGUACGUGAGAGAGGGGAACAGACGGAAAGAAGAAGGAGGGGAGCUGUCUCAGAGGGAGGAGGGCGCUUGGCUUUACAAAGCCCCAUCUCUAAGCGCAGAGAGGGGUCUCGGGAAGCCAGGGACAAAAAGAGGAGGAGGAGAAAAAGGGGCACUCAGAGUUUACCAAGAGAUGCCCUCGGGAAUCAUGAUGAUAGUGAGACGGAAAGAGGGACAGUGAGGGGAAGGAAAAGGGAGAGGGAGAGGGGAAGGAGCAAAACCAGAGGAAGGAAAAGUAAAAGUGAGGAGAGGGUGAGGAAGCCAGAGGCUGAAGAGCCUGAGCAACAGGAAGAGCAGGAGGUACCUGCUGUUGAGGAAAAGGUGGAAGAAAAGACGGAGGAGUUGGAGGAGAGAGUCAGUUUAGAGACUGAAGAGGGUGAAGACAAUGUUUUCCUGCCCAUUCCAAGUCCUCACCAAAAGCUUCCCAGUCCCAAACUAAACUGGGAGGUGGAGAAUGAGGAAAACGGGGAGGUGGAGAAUGAUGAAAACGGGAAGGUGGAGAAUGAUGAAAACGGGGAGGUGGUAGCAGAGUACAGGGAGCUGAGGAAAGAGAAGGAGCAGGAGAGGUCAUGGGGCGAUGACAGGGGUGAAAAUAGUGAGACAGAGCUGAAUGAGGAUCAGAAAGAUGAAGAUGCACAGAGCGAGCGUGCCGAGAGGCGUUUACCAAGUGUUGCUGUGAUAGAUCCGGUGUCACAGAGAAAGCCCUUCUCCUUCCUCACCUCCACACUGUCCAUAGGGCAGCUGGGGGACGAUGAGUCAGAGUCAGAAGGCAGCCAAUCUGACAGCAGCGUGUCUGCUGCCAGCAUCUCAGGCCUUUCUCUGGCCGCCACAGAAGCAGGCGGACGCAGGGCCAAGGUGCUGCCAGGCCCCUGGCUCGCACCCAGCCAGCAGAGGGUGGCUCAGGUCAUAGAGGGGAGCGAGCACCUUAGGAGGCGGACGGGGCAGGGAGGAGGAAGAAGCGCUGUCUCUUGAUUUUUAACAGGAAGUAGAGCAUGCAGCAGCUGAACAACACCGUAUCAGAUUCUGUCAGUUUCACACUGUUAGACCUCGACUUGUUUUCUGCAGCUACCCACACUACCAACAUUUUCUCUCAGUCACUUUGAUAUCUACAGUAGUAUGAAGUCAUAUUCUUUGUGCCUUUUUACAGCUGACCUCUGGCUGAUGUUAAAUGUCAAUAUCACAUUCUUACAUGGUAAAGUUAUGUCUGUUUGGUUGGUGAAUCAGCAGCGACAUUGUCUUUCUUUCUGAGGCACUGUCACCCUCACUAUGUUUCACUCCUCCUCUUUACAUUUGCAGCAUUUGUUGUAGAUGUUUCCAAGACAAUAAGGUAUUUCAGAAACCUUUGUUUAUCCUACUUCCUACGUCUCAGUCACCUCUCUGCAUCUCUGUCUUCAAGAUAACUUUAGCAGUGUCCUUUCUGAAGAACCCCCUACUGUACAAAAACUGCAUAGACACUCUAUUAUACCUCAUGAAGAUACUGAGCAAUAAUGAUGCAAACUGUACAAGACUAUCAGCCAUCUAUUUCCACUGCACCACGCCGAUCUGGUCUGAGAGGAAACCGUGUAACAUGUUUGUACAAUAUUUGUCUUAUGUGGACACUUGCCUCGACUUGUAAUGUUGUUCCGUAUAACUGAAUAUUUGAUUGUGAUAAUGCAAAUCCCCUUUGACAGCAGGUGUGAAAUCUAUAUUCUGUAAAUAUUCGUAGAGGAAUAAAUGAGAGAACCUAUUGUAAAUAAUAUACUAACUGGAGCAAAGCCCUGAUUUGUAUUACCAUAUUGUAAUACAUCAUAAGUCUAUAUAUAUAUAUAUAUAUAUAUAUAUAUAUAUAUAUAUAUUUAUAUAUAUCUAAACAUAUGCAGUAUAUCUAUAUAUUACAUACAACAGCUACCCAAUCAUAUCAUUUAAUAUUGUGUGUUGAGAAUUUAAUGUGAAAAUUGGUAUAUAGCUUUUGUGAAGGCUGAAAAUGUAAACAGAACUAUAUUGUAACUGCCCUAAUUCAUACAUGAAUGUUUUGUAAUAUGCUGCUUGAGUGCGGAUAAGGAUACUCUAUGUUGUACCCUACUUCAGAAGUCAGCAAAAGAUGCCAAAAAUAUGCAUCCAGUGUGCAUAUUUCUUGUACUGUUAAUAUUGUGUAUGUGGGGUCAGAACAAAACCACUAUCUAGAUUCCAGAGAGUGCUGUGCCCAUCGUGCCACGUACAGUUGCCUUGGUAACAUAAACCACUUUAUCCUAACCACUGAUUUUUCUUACUGUGAAAACCCUUUGCUCUGAGGUCUCAAACACAAGAGAGGUGGGCGGGCCGUUUAGUAAUUUCAGUCAUGCCAAAAAAGGCCCCUUACUGUAAAUCCACAAAAUAUAAUAAUAAUAAUAAUAAUAAUAAUAAGAGGAAGAAGAAGCCUCUGCAGAAUCUGAGCUCAGUGUCGCGUCUAAGAUGGCAAAAUAGCACAUCCUUUUGUUUUGCUCUCUUUUUUAAAAAUUCUGUUAUGGAACAAAAAAAACAAACAAAAAAAAAAAACAAGCUGAAUGGAUACUGUGAGAUGUUAUUUUUCUAUGAAAUUAUCUUUUUUGAAAUACUCAGGUUUUACAGAUACUUUGCUCUCUAGAUAAGCCAUUAGGAAGAAAAGCUACAAAGUGACUUCACACCGUUUUUCACAACACAGAGUGGGUUCGUAUUAUUUAAAUGUUAAAGCACUGUUACGUUCGUUCUUUGACGGCAGCAUUAGGAGACGCAGACUGUUACAGAUGUUUGUUACCAGCCCAUAAUUAUCUAAAGAUUGAUGCUAUAAGUGAAGUCCUCCCUUCAUUUGUACCCAUUUUGAACCAACCGCAGAACUCAGAUGAAUUGCUUGGUGUGCCCUGCCCAUUUGUUUGCUGUGCUGCCCAGAAAUGGUAGUACAGUGAUAAAGCAAACAUACUGUUCCCCCCCCAAAAAAACCAAUGACCACACAGAGUAGUUUGGUAGCCUAUAUGUAAGACUUAUUUUAUAACGUUUGCUAAUGUUCUUUUUUUAGACUUUCAUUUCCUAAGGGAUUAUUAUAUCGCCGGACUGUAAACAUAUUCUAAUAAAACUCCAAAUAAACUGCUGAACCAAUUUC